Messenger RNA from Botrytis deweyae, 627 nucleotides. RefSeq lists its product as uncharacterized. The transcript has a single exon. The record is from RefSeq and is a predicted model, not a curated record. Bases 1 to 627 code for a protein of 208 amino acids. NCBI's taxonomy places the organism in Eukaryota, Fungi, Ascomycota, Leotiomycetes, Helotiales, Sclerotiniaceae.
AUGACUCGCAACGGCCACGAUGGCGGUAGCCAAUCCAUCCAGGGUGAGCAGGCUGACAGCAACCACGGCGAUGGCAGCCAGCUUUUCCAACCAGAGCAACCUGUCCAACAAGAUAAACUUGCUGUCAACGGACCUGAUAUUGCAGAGUUCGACUUCUCAACUCUUCGUCAACACCCUGCCUUGACCAUUGAGAAGACUGAAGACAACUUUCAGAUGAUCAUCGACCUCGAUUUUUCCCAGUCGGAGUCGCUCUCGGAUAUUAAAGCUUUUUUAGAUGCUCUUAUGGAAUACGCUGCGGUCAUCUACGACGUCAAGAUUCUCAUCAAGGCACCCAAACAGCAUCACAAUGUCGUGACAUGCAACGGUAGACUUGCUACAGUCGCCACAGUCAUAUCCGUCUUGAACAGCUUCAAUCUCACAAAAGUGGAGGUCAUCGCCCGUCUGGACGACCACUAUAGUUUUAAGCAACUCGGCCUUACUAUCGCCGCAUAUCAGCUGAAACUUAGCAGUUGGACCCUGGCAUACGAGGUUUUGGGUCUCCAUGGCAAGUGGGUUAUCCCUGUAGACAGCGAGGAUGAAUUAAGACUUCGUGGUCGUUAUAGAAACGUUUUCUUAAAGGAAAAUUAA